AGUAGUAAAUUGUGUUUGUUUGGUAGAUCUACUCAGCGUGAAAUACUGCAGAGCAGCGGCGAACUGCGGCGAACUUUCAUGAAUGUUCUUAUUUUAAUUCAACGAGUAAUCAUGGUAAUCGCCGGAUCUGACCGCGGAACUGGGCCGGCGAAGAAAUGCCACGUACUAGCAAAAUGUCAUGACGUUAUCUCCAGCCCUUUAGCGAACUGUGGGUUCCUUCGUGUGCAGCAACUCCCCCGCUAGGUCUAAGUCUGCCCACGCGGCUCCAUUCUAAGACUAGUGUGCUUGGAGACGGCACUGCAGGACUCGCAGUGAGAGAUGGAGCAGGGCUUCCACCCGGACUGGCAUAGUCUAAACGUGUUUAUCACGAGCCGCACAUCGGCUGAGAUUUUUGAGUGGAGGACGUACGACAGUGAUUUCCUGGAGGCGCUGUGCAAGAUGGAAGAAGCUGGCUGGGCAGUGAGCGCGUUACCGCUGGAGAGAGGACACACAUUACAAGUUCGAGUCUUGUAUAGUAGAAAGGUAAUAUUCGAGUCUGAUUGGACGAAUUCUUUCCUUUCAAUAGGGUUCGGCCGUUUUAACCCAGAUCUGUCUCCGCGUACAUUCAGAUUCAAUUCUGAAAGAGGUGAAAUUGGCCAAGUUGCAUUUAACCUGACUGACUCUCUUGCAAAGAUGUCAGACCCCAGGGAUCGAUCCUUUUUUGUACAUUGGUGGGCAACAGGUGAAGUGGUGUGCAGCGAGAUGAAACGGAAUGGUGGAAUGCGUAACCAUAAGCUAUCGGAUGUCCCUGGAGCGCACGAUAUCAUCUAUGCAGUCAUGCAAUUGGACCUGCCUGACCCAGAUGGAGUAUCCGGGGUUACAAUAAUUAUUGUGUCCUACAAAGUUUCUGAACCCAUGGUCAAGCCAGCCCGACUCCAACUGGAGAUUGGAAUACCGUUUCUACGCAUGAUUCUCAUCGGUGAAGCCGGUGCAGGCAAGACCAGCCUGGCGCGUUCUCUUUGCCGCAAGAAAAUCUUGCGCGGAAAGGACGACAACAGCACAGUCGGAGUGGAUGAAAGCACGUUCAUCAUCGAUGGCGAUCAGCUGGAGCAGGAGGCCAGCAAAGACGGCGAGGAAAUGCUCAGAAGGAGGAUCGCGUCUGUGAUCAAGGGUACCGCAACUGAUCCAGAGGCCUUUCUGCACACUGCCGCUGCUUCUUCUUCUUCUGCCUCACCUGUUUCGGAAUCCUCUCAUUCUGCUAACUCUGCUGCAAGCAAUACCAGAUCAGACAUUUCUUCUUCACUAGCAAGUGAUGCCUCUGGAUUGACGGACCCAUUCUCUGACUCGGCAGCAAGCGAGAACGAGUUACCACAAAGUGUGAUUAGUGAUAUCUCAAGCCGCGUGACAUCCUCUUGGUUCAUUGAGAAUGCCAGCGCAGAUAUUGCCGAGGGAUCGUUCCAAAUCAUCCGCAUCUGGGACACGGCAGGCCAGGACUCCUAUCGGCUGCUUCAGCACAUCGGCUUUGGUGCUGACCGCACUGUGUAUGCAAUUGUCUUCAACGCAAGCCAGUCUGUGGAAGCAGAGACUCCUCAGAGCACUGUUCGACACGAGGGCAAACAUCGGCCUUGCACUGCAGCUGUGCCGAGACAGCCAAGCCUUACGUAUAUCCACGACUACCUGGCCACAAUACACAACAUGCCGAGUAGCAGCAACGUGCGGGUGUUCCUCGUUGGCACGCAUAUCGACCAGCGUCGCUGGUUCAGUGGAGCCAUCCGGGAUGCGGAACGUGAUGUCAUCAUGAAAAGUCUUAAAGGGAAACCGUACUGCCACUUGCUGAAGUCUGACGACAUCGUGUUUGUCAACAACACACGUUCUGGUAGCUUCCUCUUGCCAGAACACGCUGGAAUCCGAAGCCUGCGCACUAAGCUUGUCGAGGAGAGUGUCAACCAAGAGGCUAUCCCACUUGCACGUGGUCUGGAAACGCUCGCACUUCUCGAGCUCUCUAGAGAUCCCCGUCUCUCCAGUCCCUGGAUCUCGCUCGAUGAUCUGCUUCGUCUGGCCCGCUGCCUUGACAUUGCGCACCGAGUGGACGAACUCAAACCUAUGCUGGGCUUUCACCACAACCUUGGCACCGUUCUCUUCUUUCCCCAGUCCGUAGCACUGCGGGAUAAAGUGAUCAUCAACGUACCAUCCGUGAUGAAGCUGGCUGGCUCGCUCAUUCAACCUGGAAUGAAGCGAGAAGAUUUCGUGAAGGAUCCACCAUCACGCGAAGACAUUGAUCUCUACCAACAAGGCUACAUCACGGUUGAACUGGCCCUGCGUUUAUGGCAAGAGCACAGUCCCGAGUUCCACCGGCUGAUGUUGAAUGAGGAGCACCGCCACACCUUCUUGCAGCUAAUGGAGACACUGUGCAUCCUGUGUGACCUGGGUGAAAUCACCACGGCCAAGAACGGAAAGAAGAAAGUCUUUCUCAUGCCAGCUGCUACCGAAAAUGAGUCUAUCCGUGAGCUGGAAGGCGGCUCCACAUCCGAGGCCAUUCUUCUGGCUUGCGACGAGAACGACCACUUUCCACAUGACAUGUUCCUCACAAUCGGCACGAAAUGCAUCACUCGCCACAACCAGCUCCUCGUCGAGAGCGGCACGAAAACCAACGCCUGGAGGAAGACUGCCCUGUCCAAGUUUUCCAUGCGACUGCCGUGGAAUGUCAGCGACGGAGAGUGGCUGCUAGUGGCCUACUGGAAGUGCGGCAUCUCUCUCAGAAUGGAGUCGGUCAACGUGCAGCGUGUCUUCGGCAGUGGUGAGGGUGAGGCAGCGUUACGUCAGGUGAAGCAAUGGUUGUCUGACAUGCAGGCAGUUACCAGUCAGAGACUUCUGAUUGAGGAGACGGUGGCAUGCGGUUGUGGCAAGAUGAGCGAUAGUGUGCUGUGCACUACGCACGGUAGAGGGAAGUGCAUCGAACGCGCUACCUGCUUUCACACAGUCGACGUGUUUGAGCCCGGAACGACUCCGAUGUGUCCCGUCUUGAACAAGGAGGCAAGGAUCCCCAAUGGAGGACUGUCUUUCUGGAAGAGAUGGACUCAGGACCCUUCAAACCUUGUCCUGCGCCGAGAACCGACUCCAUCAGGCUCAGCGUGUGUGGGCACUGGUGGUGCAGCCAUCAGUUUACUUUACAUGUCACCGGAGGAAUACGUCUCGGCAAAGUACUGCAACCUGAACAACGUUGAUAAGCUGGUGACACUUACCGAUUUGACUGAUCUCGGAAACAAGAUGGCGGAGUACUUGACUCUUGCGGAACGAAAGAAACUGGCCAAGCAGCUGGUAAUGGCAGCCGGUGAGUUUGUCAACAACUUCGAGAGCAUCAUGAUCUCUUACAUCAAGGAGAACCAACGCGGCCUAGCGGAUACCGACAAUGUGGCCGGUCAGCUCUUCUACAUCGUCCACAAGAAGGAGAUCAGCUGCAAGGAGCUUCUGUGCAUCUUGGCAGCGUUCACUCGGGAGGAAGUCGUCGAGAGAGUAGCACAGAUUAUUGAGCGUGCACGGUUCAUUGACGGUUAAGCUCACGAUCCGGUCGUCUCGAGCCGGCAAGGUGUCCGACUAAACCUGAUGCUCCGCGUAGGUUUGCCGUUUGCUGUCCGUGCCGGCCAACGCCUAUCUCUGUCCAGUGCCUUGCGCAGCGGAGUGCUUGCUCAAAGUAGUGUGCAGGCUGCACUUUGGACAUGGACAAUAGUCACACGAAUCAUGACUUGCAUCAGGUUUGUCAUUCAUUUCUUUGUUCUGCAUGUUCAGAUUUGGUUCGUAAUGGAUGCCAAGUGGAUUGAAUGAUCGUUUUCUAGGAAUUUUUUAUCUUUCCCGCCACUUAUUGAAUUAUUGGUAAAAUGUUCUCUUGAAAUUCUUUGCCUAAACUACACAUAAUUAUUAUGCAGCGUAGCACUUUUUCCACACCCGUUUUGCGUAUUUGUUUGAUUUAUCAUGUCCCCAAGUUUUCCUUUAGAUUUAGCAAUGCUUUAGAAGUAGCAAUGUAUCACAAAUACAUACAUUGACACACACACACACACACACACACACACACACACACACACACACACACACACACACACACAUACAUACAUACGCACGCACGCACGCACAUGCACGCACACACGCACACACACACAUACACACACACACACAUGCCGAUGUGCACACAUGCCGAUGUGCACACAUGCAUACAUGACUGUACAUGCAAAUACGUCCGGCAGAACGCACAGACACCUCGUCUGUGCAUGCAUAUCAAGGAGAGAUUUUGAUUUGAUCAAACCGCUGUCCAUGCACUGCUUCGCUAGUGUCGCUGCGUCUCCCACAACCUAUGUGAAUAUUCUUGAACUGGAGUCCGACCUUGUUCGACUCUUGAUAUUUUUCCUUUAUUUGGAGUGUGCCCCCCCCCCCCCCCCUACUUCCUCACCCGGAAGUUGCGAUUCAGCUUCUGCUUCCGGCGCUCGUAGUUUGCCGUUUUUCAAGUUUUUCGCCUGCUCCGGCAUUUUGCAGUUUUUUUUGAUUAUGUGCAAUCACUAUAGCAUUCAUUGUAUUCAAGCCGGACCCCGGCACUGCACAACCACAGCAGUCGGCCGGUCUGACUCGAUUUUCAAAAGACUAAGUACACGCUCCUCUCAGUUAGGGCUGUCAUGUGACAUGCCCCAGGAAGUAAAGAUUUGACUAGAAUCGA
Messenger RNA from Sycon ciliatum, 4681 nucleotides. RefSeq lists its product as uncharacterized. The coding region runs from base 319 to 3534 and encodes 1071 amino acids. The transcript is spliced from 13 exons. The record is from RefSeq and is a predicted model, not a curated record. Lineage: Eukaryota; Metazoa; Porifera; Calcarea; Leucosolenida; Sycettidae.